AUGUCUCUUGAAAAAAUGAGAAAAAGUAUUCAAAACUUAUUAGGAAUUUAAUCCAAUACUUAGCAUUAAUAACCUGCUUAAGAAUCCAGAAAAUAUCAAACUGAAUAGAAAUUACCAAAAUCAGAAUAAUUUUUCAAAAAUAAAUUUGUUAGUAUUCAAAAAAAAGAAAACAAAUUAAAUCCCUAUAAAUUUGCUUUAGAUAGACUCAAAGAAUUCAAUUAAACCAUAUAUAAAGCAAAUGACUUAAUCAAAUGUCCAAUUAUUUCAUAUAAAUUGAAUGAAUAAGAAGUAUAAUUGAACUCAUAUUUUUCAAGAAGAAGAUUCAUCCAAAUUUAGAAACAAAGCCACGAUGGUCGAAUGAUGAAUCUUCAUUUGAUCUGAUUAAUAUCAAACCUAAGGAUGAAAGAAAAUCCUUUUUUUUUCAUGCAUAAUAUAUAAACGAAGAUAAUAAAUAGCCAACUUAAUCUAAAUAAACAGCCAGAAAAUCAUAAAUAUCAUCAAGGACUUCAGAAUUUAAUUUAGAAAAUAAUUUUGAUAAAGAUAAAUACCCUGACUUAAUUUUUACUAAAUCUAAAUAAUAAAAAGAAUAAGAAUAAGAAUAAGAUCCUUAAAGUGGAUCAGAAUCAAUAAUUGUUAAACCAAAAUCUGAAACUAAAUUUAGAAAACUUAAACCUCAAGAAUUUGAAACUAAACAAGUUAUUUUGAUUUAGGAUUAAAAACAAAUUUCUGAAAAAAAAGAGCCUUAAAAUAUCGAUAAUAGAGUAUCAAUACAAAAACAAGAUAUUUAGGAAAAACAAUCAGAAUAAUAAUCCUCAAUUUAAACACAAUAAUUAAUUUUAACAGAUCCUACAAAUUAGCAGGAAAAACAAAAUGUUGUAGAAAAUAAACAAGAAUCAAAAAUAGAAUCAUAAGUAGAAACAAAAAUUGAAUCUUAAAUAACGAAAAUAGACCCUCAAAUUUAAAAUUAAGUAUAAUAGUAUAAUCUUGAUGAAAAUCCCUUUACAUAAAAUAUUUAGAAUCAAUUAUUUAAUCCUCCUUGGAUUAAUAAUAAUACAAUAUAAGACAAUUAAGUAUCUUUCAAUUUAUUUCAGCAACCAUUGAUUUAAUAACAACCUUAAGGAUAAUAAUAACAACCAUAAAAGUUUUAAAAUUCAAUGGAUUAAUAAUCAUAUAAUUUAUUUCCUUUUUAAAAUUUAUAAACAACUAACGUUUUUUCUAAUUAGAAUCAAUUCCCCUAAUAACCCAAUCUUUUUUAAAAUAACUAAUAAUCUAAUUAGACUUUUAAUUUAUUUAAUUAAACAAAUACAUUUUAGUAAUAAAUUUAAUAAUAACCUUUAUUUUAGUAGCAACAAUCAUAACAAUCCUUAUUUUAAUAACCUACCUCAGAGUCUUUAUUUUAAUAAUAAUCAUUACCAUAACCAUUAUUUUAAUCACCAUAACCAUUAUUUUAACAACAAUCAUCAGCAUAAGCAUUAUUUUAGUAACAACCAUCUCCACCAACAUUAUUUUAAUAAUAACCAUCAACAUAAUCAUUGUUUUAAUAACAGUCAUAAACAUAAUAAUUAUUUUAACAACAACCAUAGCAAUAAUCAUUAUUUGACUAAUAACCAGCAAUGAAUUUUUUCCAAACAUCAGGAGUAUAAUAAUCAAAUUAAUUAUUUCAAUAACCAAAUCAAUAGGCAAUGAAUUUAUUUGCUAAUAAUGAUUAAAGGCAAAAUUAAAUAGAUUUAUUUUCAGCCUAACCUUAAUAGAAUACACCAAACUUAUUUUAAUUAAAUUAAGCUUAAGUAUAAGACUUGUUUUCAUUAAAUACAUAGUAAUAAUAAAAUAAUAAUACAUAAUAAAGAGCAUGUUCUCAAUCUGAUAGAUACAAGAAAAACUUAACUAAGUAAACAACCAGCAGAAUAUGA
Paramecium sonneborni is the source of this 1910-nucleotide messenger RNA. Lineage: Eukaryota; Ciliophora; Oligohymenophorea; Peniculida; Parameciidae. The record is from the annotation of a GenBank genome assembly.